Messenger RNA from Daucus carota subsp. sativus, 2061 nucleotides. RefSeq names its product heat shock 70 kDa protein 18. The record is from RefSeq and is a predicted model, not a curated record. Lineage: Eukaryota; Viridiplantae; Streptophyta; Magnoliopsida; Apiales; Apiaceae. Gene Ontology annotation, cellular component: cytoplasm. The transcript is spliced from 2 exons. Gene Ontology annotation, molecular function: ATP-dependent protein folding chaperone; ATP binding. The coding region runs from base 1 to 1893 and encodes 630 amino acids.
AUGCCAUUAUUUCCUUCUGUUAUUGCUAGUGCCAUGUCAUUCUCCACAUCACCUGCUCUCUGUCCCACCUUGCCAGCUGUUGCUAGUGUAUCACAAUAUCGAGUUGAAAUCAUUCCGAAUGAUCAGGGUAACAGAACCACACCAUCAUGUGUUGCUUUCACUGAUACAAUGCGCUUCAUUGGCGAUGCUGCUAGAAAUCAGGCUGCUCUGAAUCCUGUCAACACUGUUUUUGAUGUUAAAAGGUUGAUAGGAAGAAAAUUUACAGAUUCAUCGGUACAAAAAGACAUGAAGUUUUGGCCAUUUAAGGUAACUAAUGACAGUGCCAACAAACCUGUGAUUGCUGUGAAUUACAAAGGUGUGGAGAAACGAUUCUCACCUGAGGAGUUGUCGUCGAUGAUUCUCAUCAAGAUGAAGGAAAUUUCUGAAUAUUACCUCGGAAAGAAAAUAAAGGAUGCGGUUGUUACUGUACCUGCACACUUUAAUGACUCGCAGCGCCAGGCUACAAAAGAUGCAGGAAAAAUAGCUGGCCUCAAUGUGUUGCGUAUCCUUGUUGAACCGACAGCUGCUGCAGUUGCUUAUGGUCUCGACCAGAAGCUUAUAGGCAGUUCAGCUAGUGAGAAAGUUGUGCUGAUCUUUGAUCUUGGUGGUGGUACUUUUGAUGUUUCUCUGCUUAGAAUCGAAAAGGAUAAAUUUGAAGUUCUGGCUACAGCUGGUGAUACUCACCUUGGAGGCGAGGACUUUGACAAUCGUUUGCUAAACCAUUUUGUUGAGGAAUUCAAAAGGAAGCACGGGAAAGACAUUAGUACAAAUGCCAAGUCUCUACGAAGAUUGAAAAAUGAAUGUGAAAAGGCAAAGAGAAUUCUCUCUAAUAUUCCCAUGACUACUAUUGACAUAGAUUCUUUAUACGAGGGAAUUGAUUACAGCGGGAAUAUCACUCGUGCCAGAUUUGAGGAUUUAAACGUGGACCUGUUUACAAAUUGUAUCUCUAUUAUGGAGAAGUGUCUGAAAGAUGCGGAGAUGGACAAGAGCAGGGUCCAUGAUGUUGUUCUUGUCGGUGGAUCUACUAGAAUUCCGAGAGUGCAGCAGCUAUUGCAAGAAUAUUUUGAUGGGAAGGAGCUGUGCAAGAGUAUUAAUCCAGAUGAGGCUGUUGCUUAUGGUGCUGCUAUCCAAGCUGCUGUACUGAGUGGCGCGAGAAAUAAUAUUAUUCGGGAUAUAGUACUGCUUGAUGUUACUCCUCUGUCGCUUGGGGUUCAGAAAUUAGGUAAAGCUAUGAGUACUAUUAUUCUCAGGAACACAACAUUCCCCACCAGCAAAAAAAGAGAAUACUACACCGCCCGCGAUUAUCAGGAUUCCAUGUGCUUUCGAGUUUAUGAGGGAGAGAGAACACGUUCAACAGAUAACAACUUGUUGGGAAAGAUAACACUCCAUGGCCUCCCUUCUGCCCUGAGGCGCGAAGUUAAAGUUAUGGUUACGUUUGGCAUCGACGCAAAUGGGGUAUUGCAUGUUACUGCAGAGUGUGAGAAAGCUGGGGUGAAGACCGCCGCGACAAUAACAAACGACAAGGGAAGGCUUACAAAGAAUGAAAUCGAGAGGAUGAUACAAGAAGCCGAGAUUUACAGAGCCGAGGAUGAGGAGUUCAGAAAGAAGAUCAAGGCAAUGAAUAAAUACGAAGACUAUGUGUAUAAUAUGAGGAGUGUAGUCAGAGCUGUGUGUAAUCUUAAUGCAUCAACUAAGAAAAAUGCGGAGAAUGUUAUCAAGGAGGCUAUCCAAUGGGUUGAUGCAAACAGGAGGGCUGAAGUUGAAGAGUACAACUCCAGGAUGAGAAAACUGAAGGCUUUUUUCAGUUCUGUUAUUCCAAGCAAUGCUGGCAUCAGGAUAGAGGAAGUUGAUUAAUCCCUUUUCACUGCAAAAUUUCUCAUCUCAUAAUUCAAUUCUGUUAAAUGUGAAUUUUUUUUGGUUGUGCAUGUUAGACAACUGAACGAUUUAAUUUUUCAUAUGUAAUGGAUGUUUUUGGUUAUCUACUAAAUAUCAAAAGUUGGAGAGUAUUUAUAUAGACCAGUA